This is a messenger RNA of Malania oleifera, 1570 nucleotides long. RefSeq lists its product as uncharacterized. The transcript has 9 exons. The record is from RefSeq and is a predicted model, not a curated record. Gene Ontology annotation, molecular function: structural constituent of ribosome. The coding region runs from base 337 to 1287 and encodes 316 amino acids. Gene Ontology annotation, cellular component: ribosome. Lineage: Eukaryota; Viridiplantae; Streptophyta; Magnoliopsida; Santalales; Ximeniaceae. Gene Ontology annotation, biological process: translation.
AUGUAUGAUGUGGUCUAAGCACUUUCCCACCGAGUCCACUAAGCCUGAGCUUGGACUCUGGAAGUGGGGUUUUCUCUUCGUCGAUUUCUCGCAAAAUCUUCCCACCCUCGUCGGAGGCUGCUACUGCUGCUUCAGUACGACGAGGGCGCCGGCGUUAUCAGCGGCUGCAAAUCAUUCGGCUCUAUUCAUUAAAGAGGUUUAAACAUGUGUUCUUUUCAAUGAAAAUCUUCGACGAAGCUGAGCUAGUUUUGGAGCGAGCAUGAACAGGUGACAUUCUCUUGCCGCUAUUGGAAUUCGCGAUCCACCUCGUUUGAGUAUUGAUUUUUGUUAAGAGGGAUGGCUGGGUCGAUCUCCAAAAGGCUUUUACGUUCUUUUGGAUCCUUAUAUGUGUGUGGUCGCUGCGAUUCUUCAAGGAUUUUAUCUCAUUCUUCUCGUGCUUCUGAUGCUGGUCGUGGCCAUAUUUAUGCGGAUGGUUUAUGUUCUGUGGAGUCUUCUAAUUUGGCGAAGGUUGGUUCAUCUUUUUUUGGUUAUCGAGGGCUUUCAACUACCAUCCUAACACCUGAAUCAAGUGGAGCCGCAUUUCCAUCAGAUUUAUUGUCCAAAAAGACUAUGCUUACUCCUGAGCGUUCUCCAGGAUUUUACCAGGACCUUAUAAUCCCAGUGACAAAUUUUCACAAUGAAGACAAAGGCUUCAUAGUUUUGGCUGGUGAUGUUUUUGAUGUACCGAUUAGGAAGGAUAUUGUUCACCGUGUUGUAAGAUGGCAGCUUGCAAAACGACAGCAGGGAACACAUUCAACAAAAACUAUUAGUGAGGUUAGUGGGACUGGUAAAAAGCCAUGGCCACAAAAGGGCACAGGUCGGGCAAGGCAUGGAACACUGCGUGGGCCUCAGUUUAGGCAUGGUGCUACCAUGCAUGGUCCUAAGCCACGAAGUCAUGCUAUCAAACUGCAAAAGAAGGUUCGCCGUCUAGGGCUGAAGAUUGCGCUGUCAGCUCGUGUAGCGGAAGGGAAGCUUUUGGUUUUUGAGGAUUUGGAGGUUCCCACCCAUAAGACCAAAAACAUUGUGAAUUAUGUCGAGCAAAUGGAGAGUGUCAAGAAACUUCUGCUGGUGGAUGGGGGUCCAAUCAAUGAGAAAGUGAAACUGGCUACCCAGAAUUUACAUUAUGUCAAUGUACUACCUUCAAUUGGUUUGAAUGUGUAUAGCAUCCUGCUGCACGACACAUUAGUGAUGUCUCGUGGUGCUGUAAAUGCGAUCGUUGAACGGAUGCAUACUCCAAUCAACCGUUGAAGCAAUGUCUACAAGCAUUAUGAUUCACAAUUGCAAAAGAUCAGAUAAACAAUUCUUAAUUUUCCUGUUUUGAGGUAGAGAUAAAAAAAUCUGUGCAUGUACAUUUUGGAGCAUGUAAUUGCUGGACACUUGGGUUGAUUCUCCAUCCGUUUGUCCUGUACUUGCCACCUGGAAAUUUUGUAGUAGAAUAUCAUUUAUUGGACAUGUAAUCAUAGAAGAUUUGUUCUUGCUUUUCUAUGAUAAUAUUUGACAUGGUAAUUUAAGAGGAGCUAAAGUUUUGGUC